This is a messenger RNA of Fundulus heteroclitus (mummichog), 2921 nucleotides long. Its product is annotated as metalloproteinase inhibitor 3. Gene Ontology annotation, biological process: negative regulation of endopeptidase activity; negative regulation of membrane protein ectodomain proteolysis. Gene Ontology annotation, cellular component: extracellular matrix. Gene Ontology annotation, molecular function: metalloendopeptidase inhibitor activity; protease binding. The transcript has 5 exons. The record is from RefSeq and is a predicted model, not a curated record. NCBI's taxonomy places the organism in Eukaryota, Metazoa, Chordata, Actinopteri, Cyprinodontiformes, Fundulidae. The coding region runs from base 219 to 863 and encodes 214 amino acids.
AGCUGCGCCGCGGCUAUAUGAGCGGCUCUCCUCCUCUCCGCCAGUCAGAUCCAAACGCUCUGGUUUAACGGUGCGCAGCAGCUCCCUCACUGAGAUUACACGCCACAACAGAGCCACCCCUGCUUCUCCUGCCGCAGCGGACCCAUUCGGACCCACAACACAGUUUAUUUCCACCAGCACCAGCAGCACAGAGAGGAGCGGAACGGAACUUUGGAGAAAUGCAGUCUGUGUACCAGCACCUGAUCAGCCUGCUGUUCGUCUUCAGCAGCCUGCAGGUCCGUCAGCUGACCGAGGGCUGCUCCUGCGCUCUCUCGCACCCGCAGGACGCCUUCUGUAACUCCGACAUAGUGAUCCGGGCUAAAGUGGUCGGCAAGAAGCUCCUGAGAGAUGGACCUUUUGGAACAAUGCGCUACACCGUCAAGCAAAUGAAGAUGUACAAAGGCUUUGAAAAGGUUCAGCACGUGCAGCACAUUUACACGGAUGCCUCAGAGAGUUUGUGUGGCGUCAAGUUCGAGAUCAACAAGUACCAGUACCUGAUCACAGGUCGUGUGUACGAGGAUAAGGUCUACACGGGGCUCUGCAACUUCAAUGAGAGGUGGGAGCGCCUGUCGCUGGCACAAAAGAAGGGCUUCAACCACCGCUACCAGCUUGGCUGCAACUGCAGGAUUAAGCCCUGCCACUAUCUGCCCUGCUUCGUGACCUCCAAGAACGAGUGCCUUUGGACAGACAUGCUGUCCCACUUCGGCUAUCCCGGCUACCAGUCCCGGCACUACGCCUGCAUCCAGCAGAAGGAGGGCUAUUGCAGUUGGUACCGAGGCAUGACCACCCGCGAUAAAACCAUCAUCAAUGCUACUGAUCCAUGAUUCCAAGCACAUCCUGUCAGAAACCAACUUUCUCCCUCCCAGGUUCUGUCUCCAUCUUGAAUUACUUUUACUGGACUCGUGACGGCCUUCUUUAAAAGGCAGAAAAGAGCAGAUAUAUUACAGUGCCUGUCUGUAGCACUUCGGAUAGAAAAAAAAAAAACGUUGGUGUAAAGAUUGGCCUUUAACCUUGUAAUGUUUCCCACUCAAUAAUGAUCAGUGGUAGUAACAAUAGAAAUUCAUAGAUGUACACAAGAUGUUUAUCAGACGUUUAUACGGGAAGACAAUUAUCAACCUCUGAUGGGAUUUUGGAAAUUAAGGAACUGUCACUGGCCUUAAGCAGCUAAUCUACUGAUAAUUUGAUUGAUAUUUUGGCAAUACUGUGGAUCAUCUUUUAAAAAUGACACGCCAACCUAAAGAUGAUAUGAAAUAAAAUUGUUAUUACAAUGGUAGACCUUACUGAUGUAAAUCCUAUUAUCACUUCUGCACAUCACUUGCUAUCAACACUGCCAAAAUACAUUUCAAUAAUAAUUUUGUGCCACUAUCGGAGGUAUGAGGAUUAUACCUCUAUAUUCAAAUUCUGAAAACUUAGUGGAAAUGUAGUUUUAGAUCAGUUAUGUUCAGUUGUUACUGUGACAUCUGUCUUUUAAGAUGGUAGUACCUCUGCUUCCCUAAGUGGUUGCACCACAGCCACCAAACAAUCUCCUCCUUUGUUCUGCAUAAAUUAUCAUCUGAGAAAUGUUAACAUUGAUGCCGUGCCAAUGCAGGGAAGAGCUCUUUUUUUUAGUUGUGAUAUUUUAUUUUAUGCUGUGUGUAUAUAAAAGUAAGCUAAAGAAAUGGCAACAUCUCUAUAAUGCAUUUAUUUAUGUUUAUUGGAUUAAACAGUAACCCUGUUAUACAUGCAAAAACAGAAGGAAAAGAAGUAGGCUAAAAUAUAGGUUUGCCUACAUUGCGACCAGCAGAGUGACACAUCAAAUCAGAGUGAAGGAUAAGCAUCUAAAUUAUAUGGUACUUAUUGUGUUUGACCACAGCUCCCUUUGCUGGUACUAUUCAACAACCCUAUGAUAGUACAAUUUAAACAGGUUUCACAGUAUGAGAUGUUUUCUAAAUGUAUAUUCAAUCUUUUGUAUUUAACUAUUUUAAAUGAACAUUAUAUAAAUAUAUAUAUAUAUAUAUAUAUAUAAAUGAAAAUAACUUUAUUGUCACUAAGAUCAUUCUUCUUCACCUGUUCCAAUCUGGAUUUUGUUUUUCAUAUUGUUAGCUUCUCUUCGAUCCAUUCCAUUAGCAGACACAGACUUGCCUCAAAUGGAUUAACAACCUUUUUUUUAUCAGUAGAAUUUUAGUUUAAAUUCCCACAGGAGACUGUUUUUAAUUUACAGAAAACAAUUGUGUUUUGAAAACUGACAUGACUAAGAUCUGCAAUAUGAAUACACAGCUAACGUAGCAGCCUUGUAGCUUAGCUUACUUUACAUGUCAGCUAAGAUGUACCGAUGAACAGGAAGCAUCUUUUUGCUGUUUUUACCUGUCUUACUCAUAAAUUUUAUUAAAAAUCUGACUUUCCUAAAAUGAAUAGAUUUCAAGUUAAACUUUAGCUUCAGGCUAAAACCUUUACCCAAAUUUUAUGGACAAUCUUAAGCUAACCAACCAACUCUAGCUUGCCGAUUGCUUGCUUACCUUAUUAUUUUCUUCAAGCAACACGUGCCGAUUAAUUUUGUAUUAUUAAUCAAAAAGCGUCUUGAGAAAACAGAUUUUUUUUUUGCUUAAUGGGUCAUAAGUGUUUAUGAGGUUCUUCCUCCAGUUGUGGCAUUUCUGUGUUAUUAUGUCUGUGGUUUCUGUUCGUGUAAAUAUACUGUCUGCUUAACACAGAAACAAUUGGUCACGUUUGAACUAAAAAAGAGGAAAACUGAAGUCAAGAAAGCUGUGUACAGUCUGUGUGUAAGCACUGAUUUCUGAAUUGUGUGGGGUGGGUGGGGGUGUUACCUUGUAAGGGUAGAGAAAUGUUUGACUUAAUUUCUGUGUUUUAUAUUUUUAUAAUAAAGAAUCAAUGAAAAAUGGAUCAAA